AUGACAAAAGUCGAUAUUAUCAGCGAUGAAGAAGAGGAGACGUCACGAUUGUUAUCACCAUUUCAUCCAAAAUUCAAGUCAACAAAACUGAUGUCCAAAUCAAACAACAACAGCUCAUACCAAACCAUAUGUGAUGACAACGACAAGCACAGGGAGGUCAGUGAGAAACACCAGUCGUCAGAUAUGAAUGCAAAUAAUUCAAUGACCGGCUCAACGAUGGGCCAUAACUCUCGGGCGCCGUCGGUAGCAUCGCUGGCGUCGUCGACGGCAUUGACAGUGACCUACAAAUCGGAGACCAAUCUUCUGACCGCCGCUAAUGAGCCUCAAAAGCGACGCCAUAUACCAGCACUGGGCAUAUUUUUGGCAUUUAUGUCUGUGCUCUGCUACUCCCUGGGCUCGGCUAUUGUCAACCUAUUACCUGCAUUGCACUCAUUGGAGAUAUUGCUUAUUAGGUCAACAUUUCAAUUCAUAUCAUUCGGAUUUCUAGUGUUAGUGAGAGGCUAUAGUAUAGUGCCGGCCGACGGCCAUCACAUGUAUCUGGCCUUACGGUGUAUAUCGGGAACAAUAACACUGACCACAGUGUUUGUCGCCUAUCGGAUGAUGCCGUUGGCCGAUGCGUCGACCAUACAGUUUUCCUCACCCGUAUUUGUGGCCAUAUUUGCCUAUUUUAUGCUUCGGGAGCUACUGUCGUGGCUUCAGGCAGUAGCCGGUUUGGUCACACUGGUCGGCGUAGUGGUCAUUGCUCAGCCGGAAUUCAUAUUCGGGUCUCAAGCGGAUACAGUGUACGACCAGCGACUACUCGGUACUGUCCUGGCAGUGGUCAGUUCGCUAUCGGGUGCUUUCAGUAUGAUAACACUACGUAAACUAAAGUCGACACCCGUACCCGUUAUUGUUAUGUGGUACGCACUGGUAGUUAUUGUUGUCACUUUGAUUAUAUUGUUUGCAUUGGACGCACUGGUAAUGCCUUGGGGUUGGUAUACCUGGGGAUUGUUGAUUGGUGUCGGUGUGUUUGGUGUAGGUGACCAGUAUUUUGUAUCGAAAGCCAUGCAGUAUGAAAAUGCCGGACCGGUUUCCGUUACCCGUACGCUGACAGUGGUCAUGACUUUCGUAUGGGAGGCCGUAAUAUUGGGUGAGACCAUCGAAUGGCUGUCCCUAUUGGGCGCCACUAUUAUUACAUCAUGUAUACUGUUGCUGGCAGUGGACAAGUGGCGACACGAGUCGCCCGAAACGUUUAGCCGACUUUCAAGCUAUUGUUGUUGUUAUUGUCGUUGUCGGGAAAUGUCGGACGACUACUACGAUAGCGAGGAAACGCUGGGAAAGCCGUUUGCCGACAGAUAUGCCGACCAAUACUACGACAGUAUCACUGAUUAUAAACAUAGGAAUCAGUUAUAUUAUAAUCAGUUUGAAGUGGCUAUCGAUGGCUCGCCAAACGGUCCUAAUGUAACACAAAAAUAA
Messenger RNA from Oppia nitens, 1455 nucleotides. Its product is annotated as solute carrier family 35 member G1-like. The record is from RefSeq and is a predicted model, not a curated record. The coding region runs from base 1 to 1455 and encodes 484 amino acids. The transcript has 2 exons. Gene Ontology annotation, cellular component: membrane. NCBI's taxonomy places the organism in Eukaryota, Metazoa, Arthropoda, Arachnida, Sarcoptiformes, Oppiidae.